AUGGUUCCUAACACCACCAUUCUUCUUUUUCUUCUAGUGAUCAUCUCAUUUUGGUCUGCAAAAGCAACCCAUUACUAUGAAAUCGAACUAGAGGCAUUAAAAGCCUUCAAGAACUCAAUCACAAAAGACCCAACUGGAAUCCUUCUUGAUUGGAACGACUCCAACAGCCACUACUGCAACUGGACAGGAGUCGCCUGUGAUUCAUCCAACCGCGCUAUCUCCCUUUCCUUCCUCGACAAAAACCUCCAAGGCCGAAUCACUCCUUUCCUCGGAAACCUCUCAGCCCUCCAACUACUCGAUCUCUCCAUCAAUGCUUUCAACGGCUACAUUCCUCCACAACUAUCCCAUUGUUCCCAGCUUCAAGUCAUGAAUCUGUACUCGAAUCUCCUAUCGGGUUCAAUCCCGCCUGAAUUUGGGAAAAUGAACAAUCUCCAGGGGUUGGGUCUGGGAGGAAACUUCUUGAACGGAACCAUCCCGGAGAGUUUUUGUAACUUGACGGAAUUGGUGGAGCUCAGCCUCAUCUCCAGUAAUCUCAGUGGCCCGAUUCCUGACUGCAUUGGUAAUUUAAUCAAUCUUGAGCUCUUUCUAGCUUAUGAAAAUAGUUUGGAAGGUCCUAUUCCUUCUUCCUUUGGGAUGUUCAAGGCUUUGAAGACAAUUGACUUUACCAUGAAUCAUCUAUCUGGAGAAUUACCUCCACAGAUAGGGAACAUGUCGAGCUUGGAAGUUCUUCAACUGUUUUUCAACUCGUUUUCGGGACAAAUCCCACCCGAGUUAGGUAAGUGUACAAAUCUCGUUUUGUUAAACUUAUACUCAAAUGAGUUUACUGGAGGAAUUCCUCCUGAACUUGGAAACUUGACCAAAUUGGAGACUCUCUUGUUGUAUGACAACAAAUUGAAUUCCACAAUUCCGGUUACUUUGUUCCGGGCUAAGUCGAUUACCCACUUAGAACUCUCUAAGAAUGAGCUAAUUGGUGGAAUACCAUCAGAGGUUGGCUUUCUAACUUCGUUGCAAGUUUUGACACUCCAAUUGAAUAGACUCACUGGGGAAAUACCUAUUUCGAUAUCAAACUUGACCAAUCUGACUUACUUUUCGAUAGGAGACAAUUCCAUCACGGGUUCAAUACCCUCCAAUAUAGGUUUACUUUAUAACUUGAGGAACCUUUCCAUUAACAAUAACCUAAUCGAUGGACCUAUUCCAUCAAGCAUCACGAAUUGCACGUCUCUUUUUGAAAUUGGAGUGGCGUACAAUAAGCUGACUAGCAGGAUCCCAAAUGGGCUAGGAAAGAUGUCAAAUCUUAUUUUCUUAUCUUUAGGCGUAAACAACAUGUUCGGGGAAAUUCCAGAUGAUCUCUUCAACUGCUCUAAUCUAAAGAGCCUAGAUUUGAGCAAUAACAAUUUUAGUGGAACAUUGAAACCUGGUAUUGGCAAUCUCUUCAACCUGAAAAGACUGCAACUUCAUUUCAAUUCAUUUAGUGGGCCAAUUCCAUACUCGAUUGGCAACUUGAGCCGAUUGUUUUCUUUAGUUUUCCACCAUAAUAGAUUAUCGGGUACACUUCCUCCUCAACUAUCAAAGCUUUCUGUUCUCCAGGGGAUGCAAUUGAAUGAUAACUUGUUUAAUGGUGGAAUACCAAAGGAGAUUUUUCAGAUGAAAAAUCUGACUGAAAUUAGAAUUCAGAAUAACAAGUUGACGGGUCCCAUUCUACACGAAAUCUCCGAGCUUGAAUGGCUUGCCUACUUGGAUCUCAGUGGCAACAUGUUUAAUGGGACGAUACCAGAACCAUUAGCACGGCUUAGUCGACUACUCGCUUUAGAUCUUUCACACAACAAUCUCGUUGGUUCUAUUCCUGAAUCAAUUAUAUUGGGUAUGACAAACAUGCAGUUAUGCUUGAAUUUGUCGCACAAUUUCUUGGUGGGGAUCAUUCCAGGCAAUCUCGGGCAGCUAGAAAUGGUCAAUUCAAUCGACUUCUCAAAUAACAGACUUUCAGGAAGCAUUCCCAGCACGCUUAAGAGCUGCAAAGGCUUGAAUUCACUCGAUCUAUCUGGGAAUAAUCUGUCUGGCUCAAUUCCUAGUGAUGCCUUUGGCCAGAUCUCAUUGCUCACAAGCUUGAAUCUUUCUAAUAAUCAACUUGACGGACCACUUCCUGAAGAUCUGUCAUAUUUGAAUCAACUCACAUCUGUCGAUCUUUCUAAAAACAAGCUAAAUGGCGUGAUCCCCCAGAGCUAUGCCAAUAUUUCCACACUGAAUCAUCUCAACCUUUCAUAUAAUCAACUUGGGGGACGAGUUCCAGAAGGUGGUAUCUUCAGAAAUAUGACCACAACUGCUAUAAUCGGAAAUUCAGCACUCUGUGGGACUGCAUUUCUCAAACCAUGCAGCAUAAAGAACAACUCAAGUUCUUCCCACAACUUUUCAAAGAAAACAAUAGUGAUCGUCGCGACAGUUGGUUCUCUAAUCACACUCCUCCUCGUUAUAGUAUUGUCAGUUCUCUAUCGGAAUAGUAAUAAGAAAAAACGAGAAGAGGUAGAAAAUGUAAUGCCAGAAUACACUUCUGGAUUGAACCUUACAAGGUUCAAACCAUAUGAGCUAGAGAAAGCCACCAACUCUUUCAGUGAAGAUAAUAUUAUUGGAGCUAGUAGUUUGAGCACUGUCUACAAAGGCACAUUGGAUGAUGGGAAAAUUGUAGCUGUGAAGAAAUUGAAUCUACUUCGGUUCUCCAAAGAAUCUGAUAAGAUCUUCUACAGAGAAACCAAAACACUAAGCCAGUUGAGGCAUAGAAAUUUGGUGAAGGUGCUAGGUUAUGCUUGGGAAAGUGGGAAGCUAAAGGCCCUGGUUCUAGAAUACAUGGAAAAUGGAAAUCUAGACAGAAUCAUACAUGAUCCUCAAGUAAAUGAAUCAAAAUUGACACUGGCUGAGAGAACUGACAUCCUAGUUGCUAUUGCUAAUGGAGUGGUUUAUCUUCAUUCCAGUUACGAUUAUCCCAUAGUUCACUGUGAUCUAAAACCAUCCAACAUUCUAUUAGAUAAAAGUGGGGAAGCCCAUGUAAGCGAUUUUGGGACAUCUCGAAUAUUAGGUGUUUCUUCUGCAUCAUCAGCAUUUGAAGGCACUAUUGGUUACAUGGCUCCAGAGUUGGCAUAUAUGAAGAGUGUGACAACUAAAGUGGAUGUGUUCAGCUUUGGGAUAAUAAUGAUGGAGUUGUUAACAAGAAAGAGACCGACAGAGAUAGAAGAAGAGAAUGGCUUACCGAUCACAUUGACUCAGCUGGUGGAGAGAGCGGUUGAGAGUGGAAUUCAGAGUGUCAUUGGAGUUGCUGAUCCUCGGCUAGCUCUUAGCAAUUCCAUGGAGAUCGAGAUCAUGGAGGAGAUUCUGAAAUUGGCAUUGUAUUGCACACGACAAGAUCCGGAAGAUCGACCUGAUAUGGAUCAAGUGUUAUUGUCCAUUUUGAAGAUGAGCAAGAAAAUAAAAUCAUUUGUAUCAUCAAUCAAAUGAAGGUUAAUUAGGGUUCGCAAAGUAGCUAGAAA
This is a messenger RNA of Impatiens glandulifera, 3515 nucleotides long. Its product is annotated as LRR receptor-like serine/threonine-protein kinase FLS2. The record is from RefSeq and is a predicted model, not a curated record. Bases 1 to 3483 code for a protein of 1160 amino acids. Lineage: Eukaryota; Viridiplantae; Streptophyta; Magnoliopsida; Ericales; Balsaminaceae. Gene Ontology annotation, molecular function: protein binding; ATP binding; protein kinase activity. Gene Ontology annotation, biological process: protein phosphorylation. The transcript is spliced from 2 exons.